AUGAAAAAAAAUUACAAAUUACUAGCAUCACUUAAGCUGCAGUCUCUAAUUUAAGCUGCUAUUAAGUCCAUUUUAGAAGAAAAACAAAAAUUAGUAAAAUCGGCUUAUUUUGCCAAAUAAUCUCUCUUUCUUAAUAAAAUAAUAACACAAAAUAUCUGA
Messenger RNA from Tetrahymena thermophila SB210, 159 nucleotides. RefSeq lists its product as hypothetical. NCBI's taxonomy places the organism in Eukaryota, Ciliophora, Oligohymenophorea, Hymenostomatida, Tetrahymenidae. The record is from RefSeq and is a predicted model, not a curated record. The transcript is spliced from 2 exons.